AUGUCUGCUCCCGUUUUUUCUGAGUCCAACCCGCCGUCGCCUCUCCCCCAUUCCACUAUAUCCUCUCCCUUACUCCCCGCCGUCGCCUCUCCCACUCACCCCGCCGUCGCCGCUCCCUCCCACCCCGCCAUUGCGUCUCCCUCCCUCCCAGCCGCCGUCCCCGCUCCCUCCCAUCCCGCCGUCGCCUCUCCCUCCGCCGUCGCCUCUCCCUCCGCCGUCGCCUCUCCCUCCUCACCACCGUCGCCUCUCCCUCCUCUCCGCCGCCGCCUCUCCCUCCUCCCCGCCGUCGCCUCUCCUUCCCUCCCCGCCAUCGCCUCUCCUUCUCUCCUCGCCAUCACCUCUCCUUCCCUCCCCGCCGUCGCAUCUCCUUCCCUCCCCGCCAUCGCCUCUCCUUCCCUCCCCGCCGUCGCCUCUUCUUCCCUCCCCGCCGUCGCCUCUACUCCCUCCCCGCCGUCGCCUCUCCUUCCCUCCCCGCCGUUGCCUCUCCUUCCCUCCCCGCCGUCGCCUCUCCCUCCUCCCCGCCGUCGCAUCCGGCGACAGGUGCACGAGCGCAAGCGCGAAUUGGUGCGCGAGCGCGGGUUGGUGCGCGAGCGCAGAUUGUUUUCUGAGGCACCGUCGUUAUCAGGUGCGUUGCCAACCCUUUCAUCCACCCUUCCCCCUCUCAUAUUUCCUCUCUUUUUUUUUUUCGCUUCUUCGUAA
Messenger RNA from Closterium sp. Yama58-4, 699 nucleotides. Lineage: Eukaryota; Viridiplantae; Streptophyta; Zygnematophyceae; Desmidiales; Closteriaceae. The record is from the annotation of a GenBank genome assembly.